AGCGGAGGUCGCAGUGGGAUCUGCCAUGGUGCGCUUGGGGUCUGCGUGGUUGCCGCUGCUGCUCGGCCUCCUGCAGCUGCUGGGCGGUGCUGCUGCGUGCCCUUGCCAGGACCCGCGGCUCUGCCAGCCCGUCGCGGGCACCCGCGGCUUCGAGGUCUUUGUGUUCGACGUGGGGAACGAAGCCUGGAAAUCCUAUGACUGGUCAAAAAUUACAACCGUGGCAGCUUUCGGGAAAUACAAUCCAGAGCUCGUGUGCUUUGCUCAUUCCAAAGGUGCCAGGGUGGUACUGAAAGGUGAUGUACCUCUUGAGGAAAUUAUUGACCCAGCUAAAAGAGCAGUGUGGAUAUCCCAGCAAGUGGACCUUGCCAAAAAACAGUAUAUGGAUGGAAUUAAUAUAGAUAUAGAGCAAGAAGUUAAUGAAACUUCUUCUGAGUACUAUGCAUUAACAGAGCUUGUAAAAGAAACUACAGAUGCUUUUCACAAGGAAAUUCCAGGAUCACAGGUAACAUUUGAUGUGGCCUGGUCCCCUGCAUGCAUCGAUAGGAGGUGCUACAACUACACUGGGAUUGCAGAUGCCUGUGAUUUCUUAUUUGUGAUGUCUUAUGAUGUGCAGAGUCAGAUCUGGACCGACUGUAUUGCAAAAGCCAAUGCUCCUUACCCUCAGACUUUAGUUGGAUAUGAAGAGUACAUUACUAUGGGCAUUGAUCCUAAGAAGCUUGUGAUGGGCGUCCCCUGGUAUGGCUAUGAUUAUGUGUGUCUAAACUUAUCUGAGGAUCAUGUUUGUUCCCUUUCCAAAGUACCAUUCCGUGGUGCUCCUUGCAGUGAUGCUGCAGGGCAUCAGGUGCCCUAUGGAGCAAUAAUGAAGCAGGUGAACAGUUCUAUUUCAGGGGCACUAUGGGACGAGAUACAAAACUCUCCAUUUUAUGAAUACAAGGAUUCUCUUGGUCACUUCCACCAAGUAUGGUAUGAUGACCCUCACAGCAUCUCUCUAAAAGCAGCAUACAUGAAGAAUCGAGGCCUAAGGGGCAUUGGCAUGUGGAACGGAAACAGUCUUGACUAUUCCAGGGAAGCUGUAGCAGAAAAACAAACUGAGGCAAUGUGGCAAGCCCUGACACCAUAAGUGUACGAAAUCAUGAACUAGUUGAUCUAGAAUUAUGAAAAUUGGUAAUUUUUGAUUAUAGCUUAUGACAGAUUUUGACUUUUUAUAAAUAUACCAUGAUUACAAUCAAAGCUUUGAGAACUACUGAAAUUCAUCUUGCUAUUUUGUAUGCAAAACUGUAUUUUCAUUCUUUAUAAAGUUCCAAUGUUGCUUUACCAGUGCACUUUAAAAGAUUUCUCAUCUUUUUCAUUUUUCACAACAAUAGUAAGUUACUUAAAGCUCGAACCUACUGUGUAUCUGGUAACAAGACCAAGUCAAUUUACAGGGGCUAUCUAAUAAUGGUCUUCUGCUAAGGCUGCCUUGUGCAACAGGUAAUCAGUCUGUGGUCACAUAGUUGCAGACUCAGCUUUCUGACUUCCCACCCCAACCUGUAUUUCACCAAAGUCAUUCCUGAGUAUGGUUCAACACAGAUUACUGAUAGGCAGAUUGCUGCUUAGAUGCAACUUGGUAAAACUUGUGCUUGAUCUUUUAUAGAUCAAAGGAAUUAUGUAAUAUGAAGUAGUUGCCCUUAAAGUUUUUAUCAUUCUUCUUGUUAGAAAAGAAUGUUCAGUAAACACUAGUUUCACCAUAUCUGUGUAUCAUGCAAACUCUUUAGUUUCAAAAGCCAAAAAUCUUGGACUUUAUAUUGAAGAGACAGCAUUAAUAUUGAAAGGACUGGGAUGGUGUUUUCUACCAUUUCAAACUUUUCCACUUCCUCAAACUAGAAGUCAGCUCAUUUAAUGAACUGCAUACACCACACGCUUCAAGAUCCACUCAGUUGUCUUUGUUUUUAUGUGGUAUUUCCUCUGAGAUAGUACAAGAUUAUAUUUUCAUUCUAGUUAGUUAAUAUUUUUCACAAAAUAAUUUGCGUAGAGAAAUUGUGUAACUUGUUCAAGUACCUGUAGUCAUGGAGAGAUUGACUGUUGUCCACAGGAUUUUUUUUAUUCAAUAAAACACUGUCUUCUAAGGUUGAUAAA
Molecule: messenger RNA, 2115 nt
Organism: Numida meleagris (helmeted guineafowl)
Lineage: Eukaryota; Metazoa; Chordata; Aves; Galliformes; Numididae
Gene: CTBS
Product: chitobiase
Exons: 7
Coding region: 26-1120 (364 amino acids)
Biological process (GO): chitin catabolic process; carbohydrate metabolic process
Cellular component (GO): extracellular region
Molecular function (GO): chitinase activity; chitin binding
Source: RefSeq, a predicted model, not a curated record